GUCUGGUUAUGGGACCCUUUGUACGCUGUAUACAGCUGCGGCCUGCCAGCUUCAAACUUGCGUAACGAGCGAGUCAUCGGCUACCUUCACUAGGCAGUUACUUGCGAGCAAGACCUCCUACGUGAUACUAGGCAAAAAUAACAUAUAGCACUUUAGAACCGCCGUGUGCUUACCAUGCAGCUUCGCGGAUACGUUGAUACUGCUCCAUCGCAUGCGACACGGCAUGCGACACGGCCGAGAGUAUGCACACUGCGUCAUAGGUCGGCAGCUGGGAGAGCAACAACGAUCUCAGUCCUGGCGCAGCAACAGCAAGAUCCGCAACCGUUAACCCAAACCUCUUCGCAACUUCGAUCCGGACCCACGGGUCUCAAUGUGGGCCAGCACCGGCCAACCUCACCGGCUGGCUGGGCGGAGAUGGCUGCGGCGCUGCGACAAGCCAAUGUCCGAAUGGUGGCUCCCCAGGAGCUGUCCUGGCUUUCAGAGAAGGGUGCCGUACUGCUAGACAUCCGCCCUGCUGAAAACUAUCAAGAGGGCCACCUUCCCGGGGCAGUCAACGUGCCCUUCUACCAGCCCAUCCAAGGCUGGACUCCCUGGCAGGUAGCUCGCCGCAUGGGGUAUGCCCUGUUUGGCAUCGCCCACGGAACCGAAGUGAACCCCAACUUCAUGGCAGAUGUUUCAAAGCUAGUAGCGGACCCCGCCAGCACGCCUGUCGUGCUGUACUGCAGUCUCGGAGGGUCCUUGGAGCCAACCAACAACGACAAGAACGGACAGCAGACGCGUUCCAUGGUGGCGGCUUACGGACUUACCCAAGCCGGAUUCAAAGCCCUCCACAUCCUUAAGGGUGGCUAUUUCGACUGGAUCGCAAACGACAGGGAAAUUGAGAUCUUCGAGUGAGCUUUGGUCGUCAACGGAGGCGGCUGCUGGCUUGAUCAGUGCCUAAAUAAGUCCAUGUGAGCUGCGGGCCAAGUGGUGCUGGCAAGCUAACCCGCCGACGCGCGCCAACGAAUAGUGGUAUUUAAUUAUUAACAGAGGUGGGCUGGGUGUUGAAGCAUGGACUGUAAGCUUCAGAAGGGGGUACUGAUGCCAGUGAGCAGGGUGAUGUUGCCGUAGGUUGUGCGCCACGGGAGAUGUCAGUGACUGUGCUGCGGAUAUAUAUGCGGCUGAACGAAUGUCGCUAAUGGUCAGAAUGCGGCUGUUCCUUUAAUGGAUGUUAGGCAUCCAUGCUAGGCACCAUCAGAUUAGACCCAAUAGGUGUUCAAGGAGGGGCUGUAAACGCAACGGUAACUGC
This is a messenger RNA of Astrephomene gubernaculifera, 1288 nucleotides long. The record is from the annotation of a GenBank genome assembly. NCBI's taxonomy places the organism in Eukaryota, Viridiplantae, Chlorophyta, Chlorophyceae, Chlamydomonadales, Astrephomenaceae.